Clarias gariepinus (North African catfish) is the source of this 1169-nucleotide messenger RNA. RefSeq lists its product as uncharacterized. The transcript is spliced from 7 exons. Gene Ontology annotation, biological process: response to bacterium. NCBI's taxonomy places the organism in Eukaryota, Metazoa, Chordata, Actinopteri, Siluriformes, Clariidae. Bases 186 to 881 code for a protein of 231 amino acids. The record is from RefSeq and is a predicted model, not a curated record.
AAAAAAGAUCAUUCUGAGCCAUGAGGCUCUUUGUGCUGUGUAUGGGCAUGAAGAGGCCGGUUCCUUAUGAACAAAAACAGUGCAGUUGUUGUGGGCUGCAUACAACUUCACACCCCUUACACAGAUAAAGAAGCGUUAGUUUUACCCAUCAGACCGUUUCCUCUUUGUCUCUUGCCUGAAAAACAAUGGUCCAGGAUAAAGCUCUGCUUGUGUUUCUCUGUGUCAUUGGUUUGCUCUCAGAGACUCUGUGCUCUUUAACUUUGGAAGCAGAAGUUGGAGAUAAAGUCACUAUUUGGUGCCAACAUGACCUGACUAAUACAGGACACAUCUUCUGGUUUAAACACACGAGUGAUUCAGUUCCACUUCCUAUUGGGUGUAAAAAAUUUAUGAUACCGUAUUCAUUAGCAGCAUGUUACUUCUUUACUGAGAGUGAGAGAAUAGUGAUGUCUGUUUAUUACAAGAACACGUCUCUCACCAUCACUGCAGUAAAUGUCUCUGAUACAGGACUCUAUUACUGCAGCUACGUAGAACUGAACCAAGUUAACUUUAGCAACUCAACCUCUUUACAUGUGAAAGAUGUAAAUAUUACAUUUUCCAAGGACAAAGCAACAGACUCUCCUGAUGUCUUCUUCAUGCUGACUGUGGUGCUUGGUGCAGUAAGUGUGGUUCUUCUCAGUGUCCUGAUCUUCAUUAUACUGAAGCACAGAAAAACUUACGGAGGUGCCGCAGAAGAAGGAAAUGAGGCUGCUGAAUCUGACUCAAUGUAUUAUGCUGCACAACAACUUUCUAAAAUGAUAACCACAGCAACAAAGGGACACAGUGAGAAUGUGUAUACACAUGUUAUCUAUUCUUCACUUGCCCAACGUAAUGUGUGUUCAUAAUCGUAUAUAUCAUUUACUGUUUACAGAAGUUUCUGAUUGUCUGUAGUUGAAGGAAUUAUGUAAUUAGUUAUAUCACAGUUACAGUAUAUAAUGUAAUAUGACCUAAGAAUUCUUUAGAAUUCACACACUGAACCUUCUGUCAGGUUUUAUAGAGGAUUUAAAUAUGAAAUUAUGAGUUAUUUGUUUUAAACAAUACUGACGCUGUGUGUAAAUAAUGUACAUUUAUGUCCCAUAUAAUUUAUCAAGCUGUUUUUUCAUGCAUGUAGAAGAAUUAUACUGUAAGUAAAA